GGCUCAGAUGGGUUGGAGUUGUGAUUCUACCCUGCUUCCACCCUCGCGGUUGGAGGGAAAAAAUUUUGCAAAAUCCUUCCUGAAUAAUUCUUCCCAUUAUAUCAAUAAGAGCUUCUUGAUAAGAAGGGGUAGUUUUUUCACUUUUCUCACUUUGCCGACUUCGUGUAACGCUUUGCAUCGAUUUUGUAGAUGAUUUUGGUAUCCAAUUUCAGAGAAUGUCUCCACUUUGGGAGACCAUUUUUUUUUGUUUACAUUAUAUGAGGCAGCUCUAGGGAUUACCUAGACCAAAAGCUUCUGUCUGUAUUAUAUUGGUUGUUCCGCUGAACUCCGUUGGCUCCACUCACCAAUUACAGAGACCGAAGUUCUAACUCGAUCUGCACAGGGACUCAAUGGCCAUAUUUUUAUGUAUUCAGUUCGAAUAACCAAGGGAAGUGGAAGUUGCGUGACAGCCGAAGUAUUAGUCAUUGUUUUUUUUUUCGUUUUAAGUUUAUUUUUUCCUGUUUUGGUGCAUUUCAGGCCAAAAUGGAAUAAUAAUCUUUAUUUUGGUCAAGUUCUAUUUAUAUAUUUUUAUGAAAUUAAGACAGAAAUUGAUGAGCCCCGUUGGAGGGAUUUUACAUUGUUAACCUUCAAAUGGUAGCUGCACGAUCGCGAGCCAUCUGUGUAGAAAUUUAAAAAAUAAUGAAUGUUUUUAAAAUCCUCGAAACAGCCGGCUGCCAGCUGUCUAGGGAUUGCCUUGCUGGCAAACAAACCUGUGAUGUGCAAAUUCCUCGUGAAAUUUACUCCUCUUCACCAUCUACUAUAAAAUUUACAUCAAUUUUAUUUUACAAACAGUUUUAUUUUUAUCUGCAAUAGAUUCUUUACACACAAAUUAAAUGGGAUUUUAAUGUCAGCAAGACAAACUUUUGGAAGGGAAUAACUGCCUUGUUGGUGUUGUUUCUUUUAUCCCCAAUAGGACAGAUUGUCUCCCAUAUUGGAGAAAGUCUCCAAUAUAUGCGGUGUGCCUCUAAUUUUAGCUGUUUAGAAUGUUUUGAAGUCAUCUUUGUCUGAUAUUUGGCACUGUUCAAUAUUUGUUCACUUUACCUAGGAUUUUCCAAAGGGGGAGGGGGACAAUUUUUGUUCAGAAAACAAUUUAACAAGCCCCCCCAAAAAAAGUUCUGGUUCUGACAAAAUUAGGGUUGAAAUCAAAGUUUAAAUUAAAUUUGAUAAAUCUCAUCUUUUGCUGGGGAUGAGGCCUAAGUAUUAUUAUUCGUUAUGUAUAAAAAUUCAAUUUUACUAGUAUUCAGGUGAAUGAUAAUUGAAUAUCCUUUUUUUUUUCAUACUUACAGAGGAAGUGAUACGAAAAAGGCUGCUUAUUGAAGGAGAGAGUGGAGGUGAUGAUAGAAGAAUCAGUAAUCUACUCAAAACCUUUGUGAAAUGGUGUCACACGGAUCAGAGCAAUGAAGAAUGCACUGCUGCAUAUCAGAAGAUGUUGAUGAUGCUAUGUCAGGUAGACUUUGCCAUGGAAAGGACUCAGAUGAUUCAUCAAAUGAAUAUCAGAGAAAUGUCCAACUAUGAAGAGCUCUACUCCACAAUUGAACGCAACAUCAAGGAUGCCCACCAGCAGAUAAGUGCUUGCAAGACAGAGCUACAAGAUGCAAAGAGAGAGAGAAAGAAUAGACAGGAGUAUGAUACAUUAGCAAAGGUUAUCCAGAAACAACCUGACAGGAAGGAAACUUUGAACAAACUAAAAGAGCUGGAUAAAGAUCUUGGUGAAUUAAAUAGCACUAAAGAAUCUUUGGACCAGAAGUUGGAGGAUAGGAAGAAGCAAUUCCAUGUUCUCAUCAGUGCUAUCCAUGAGCUACAGAGGAUAUUAGACACUGAUGAUGGAUCCCAGAAACUCAAUACUACAUCAGACUCCUUGCUCAGUGACACCAUGGAUACUUCCUUGACAGAUAAGUGAUGCUACCUCACACCCCCAGAACAUGAUUAAAAACUAUUUAAAUAUCAAGAAUUGUUGUGUAAUUGGAUUUCAUGAAGACUCCAGUGUUAUCAGAAUUACACAAUCCUUCAUGCAUUCAUUUCCUGCAGUGAAGAGGUUACAUCAUGGAGAUUAUUUCUAUUCAGUAAGUGGAUACCAUCUGAGGAUAUCAUAAGCCUUGAUUUUCAGCGGAUGAAAAUGUGGAAGUGUUAUAAGGUUGUCACUAUCUGUUGUGUCAGUUUAAUAAAAACUGCCUUUAAGGUUGAUUUAUCCCCUUAACUAGUGAAGAACCAACUUGCAUAUUAUCACUAGAAAUUUCAUGAGUUUGGUUAGUGCUACAUCUGGGCAUGGUUGCAGGAAAGUAAUUGUACAAUGCCAAGGAUCCCUUCAUUUUUUUUCAUUCUUAAGUCUAGUGAAACAGGGCCCAUAUCUAUUUUUUAUAUUCUGGAAGUAAUGGCUUUUCUUGCUCACAAUACCCCCGGUCAUAUUUCUGAGAAUUCUGACAAAUUUAAUGCUAAGAUUCUGUGAGUAAUACUAUAUUCCAGCAAAUGAUAUUGCAUCAAUUCAGAAGCUCAUACAAGGGCCCCGUUUUACAAAGAGUUGCAAUUGAUCCGAUCAACACAACUAUGGACGGCCAGCCACUUUAACAUCUGUUAUGCAUGUUUGUUUAAAAAAAUUCUAUGAUGUAUAUUCAUGCAUUCAUUGUUUUCUUGAAAAUUCACUGUGCUUCUCUUUGUUUACAAAGGAUAUUGUGCAAAUUUCCUGUAGAAAAAAUUAUGACACUGAUGAAUUUCCUUAGAAUUAUGAUUGAUUGGAUCAAUCGUAACUCUUUGUGAGACGCUGCCCAGGAGCUUAUAACUUGUCAUUGAUUGAACAACAUACAAUCAACGUUUUUGUCCCACAAUGCAUCACUGACUACGUGCGCAAGAGCAUAAUAAGGACAAGAAUUGGAAAUCAGUCAAUGUGAUAGAACAAUUAAAAUGGUACUCAUAUUUCACAGCAUUGAUAUUAAUGUUGAUAAAAUAAUUGCCUUUUCUCUUGUUAGAUUUGAAAAAUUGAAGGGAACUAUGGGAGUAAAAAAAAGUUAUGUAUGGUUGGAUUUUCAAAGUACAUGCUUAUUUCAAAUGAGGAAAUAGCUACAAGUCUUGACUCUUAUUCAGAAAGCUUGUCUUUUAGGCUAUUCCAAGUAGUCUGACAUGUUUUUUAUAUUAUAAUUUAUACUACACUGUCAACAUGAUCAUACUUAAAAAGGGAUGGUGGAUCACAAUUUUGAAAAGUUGUUGCAGCUGCAUAUUCAAUUUGCAAGUUUUUUUCUGGCAUGAAUUAAUUAAAUUGUUAUUCAUAAUGAGAAUGUUGACUUCAUUUAUUACAGAAAAACAAUUUUUUUUAAGGGGGCAGAUUCCCCUCCCUCUUUACAUCCUAUUUUAAAAAUCCAGUGCACAAUGUUUUAUGUUAUUUUCUUUUUACAGUUUUAUAUGAAUAAAUUGUAUGAAAUUUGAA
Messenger RNA from Lytechinus pictus (painted urchin), 3457 nucleotides. RefSeq names its product THO complex subunit 7 homolog. The record is from RefSeq and is a predicted model, not a curated record. The coding region runs from base 1466 to 1939 and encodes 157 amino acids. The transcript has 6 exons. Lineage: Eukaryota; Metazoa; Echinodermata; Echinoidea; Temnopleuroida; Toxopneustidae. Gene Ontology annotation, biological process: mRNA export from nucleus; mRNA processing. Gene Ontology annotation, cellular component: THO complex part of transcription export complex.